AUGCACAUUGCAGUUUUUGACAUUGAAGUCCAUCUGCCAUCAUGCUGCCCAUUCACCUUGCUUGACACCUGGAGCAUUUCUGAGCCCAAUCGACGCACCGACCAAUGCAUGGCAGCUUUCAACCUCAGUGACUAUGACCGUUCAUCAUUCAUCCUAACAGGAAUCCCUGGCCUGGAAGCUGCUCACAGCUGGAUUUCCAUCCCUUUCUUUAUGUUCUACGUUAUUGGCCUGUUGGAAAAUGUCAUGGUUCUUUUUGUUGUAGGCAAAGAGGAGAUCCUGCAUGCACCAAUGCAUUUGCUGCUCUGCAUGCUGGGGCUUACAGAAAUCAGCGCAUCUACUGCCAUCGUCCCAAAGGCACUGUGUAUAUUUUGGUUCAAUUUGAAACGCAUUACUGUGGGUGGCUGUCUCACCCAGAUGUUCUUCCUUCACGUGGUUUCUGUGACACAGUCAGCCAUCCUCAUGACAAUGGCCUUGGAUCGCUAUGUUGCCAUAUGUAAACCUCUGAGAUAUGCCACCAUCCUCACAAAUGCACGAAUAGCUAAGCUAGGGCUAGUGUGUUUGACAAGAGCUGUUCUCUUCAUUCUGCCCCUGCCUCUGCUCCUGAGUCAGCAGACAUUCUGUGCCAGCUGCAUUAUCCCCCACACGUACUGUGACCACAUGGCUGUGGCAAAGAUGUCGUGUGGGGACAUCAAAAUCAACAGGAUAUACAUCUUCUUGUUAGUAUUUAUAGUCCUUGGGUUUGACCUGACAGUUAUUGCUGUCUGA
Chelonia mydas (Green sea turtle) is the source of this 765-nucleotide messenger RNA. RefSeq names its product olfactory receptor 52N2-like. The record is from RefSeq and is a predicted model, not a curated record. The coding region runs from base 1 to 765 and encodes 254 amino acids. Gene Ontology annotation, cellular component: membrane. The transcript has 2 exons. Gene Ontology annotation, biological process: G protein-coupled receptor signaling pathway. Gene Ontology annotation, molecular function: olfactory receptor activity. Lineage: Eukaryota; Metazoa; Chordata; Testudines; Cheloniidae.